ACUACUACUACUACUACUACUACUACUACUACUACUACUACUACUACUACUACUACUACUGCUACUGCUACUGCUACUGCUACUGCUACUGCUACUGCUACUGCUACUGCUACUGCUACUGCUACUGCUACUGCUACUGCUACUGCUACUGCUACUGCUACUGCUACUGCUACUACUACUACUACUACUACUACUACUUGGUCACUGCUUUUUAAGGUGCGAGAAGUUUAGUCGUUUUCAUGGAAGGAUUGAAUUAUACUGGUAAAAAGCUUAUCAAAACGUAAAUAUACAUGGAUGAAGACAAAGAUGACCCCUCUUUCGAGCCUGGAGAUAAUCCUGGACAAAAGAAAAAGGUAACAUUCAAGCCCGCCUCAAUGGUGGACAUGAAACCAUGUGAUGAUCUUCACCGAUAUCUGGUCCACAAAUUUCACUCAUCCACUAAAUCCAAAUCAGUUUUAUUCGAAGCAAUCGAUUUUUCAGCCUACAAAACUGCUGCUAAGGUUGUCUCCUUUGUAACAUCUGAAGACCGGCUACUUUUAUGGAUCAAAACCUUCGCUGUGCGAUACUUUGAUCACCUGAACGUGAUGGGAUAUCGAGUAACAUGGCAAGAACAAGAGUCACAUAGCUGCCCAACCAAAAGCGAUAAAAUCAUCAUGCACAUUCACGAGGAAGAAAAUAACAUUGAAGAUCAAAUGGUCACCAUAACUAUCUUUAUUUCCACUGGCAGAAUCAUGGUUCAAGGCAAAAAAUUCGCCGAGUGGAGUCAACAGGAAUUUCCUGCACUGCUAUCUAUUGUUAACAGUCUCGGGUCGUCAGGAAACCUUAGCGCUGUUAGCGCAAAGGACAAAUCUACAUUCCAUAUAGAACUCCAAAAGUUUUUCACAAAGUACAAAGGAUGUGAGAUUGCGGACACAAGGGCUUCGGAACUAAACGACACUACCGUGGAAAAUGCUGAAAAUGUUGUCAGUGACAUAACAGAAACAGAAACACCCAGUGCAGACAAAGGAAAUACAAGAAUAACGCAAUUGUCAACACCCAUUGAACUCUCCCUUACACCGAGUAGGCUAAACACCUUAACUACUCUUCGAAAUACCGUCGGAAAUUUAGAAGCCGAUUUUACUGAGUUUAAAGUAACAAACGCUGGUAACCUCGAGGGAUCUUGUUUACUGUGGGUAAUGUCGACUGAGAUAUCGGUCGACAUAGCGGUCGAUAUAGCGGUCGACAGUCGGUCGAUAUAGCGGUCGACAGUCGGUCGAUAGUUGGUCGAUAGUCGGUCGAUAGUCGGUCGAUAGUCGGUCGAUAGUUGGUCGAUAGUCGGUCGAUAGUCGGUCGAUAGUCGGUCGAUGGUCGGUCGAUAGUGGGUCGAUAGUCGGUCGAUAGUGAGAUAGACUAUCGGCCGAGUAUCGGUCGAUAUUCCGUCGACGCACCUCGACUUACUAUCGGUCAUAUGUCGGUGAUAUAUCGGUCAACUGUCGGUGAUAUAUCGGUCAACUGUCGGUGGUAUAUCAGUCAACUGUCGGUGGUAUAUCGGUGAACUGUCGGUGGUAUAUCGGUCAACUGUCGGUGGUAUAUCAGUCAACUGUCGUUCGAAUAUUAGUCGUGUGUUAAUUUAUCAGGUGAGUCCAAUGGCUUUUUUUUUUAAGCAAAGACGUCAUUAAUUACUGUUAUCAUGCGAUGGGGAACAUGUGGCAAAGCAAGGCGCGAUUACGCUAUGAAGAGAACCGAAGAGCACUGGGAACUAAGGACAUGAUAACCUUUUUUUUCCAGUUUGUAUCAUCACCGAUCGUCUGAGUUUUAGCUGUUAAACAGAACCUGUCUCAGCCUAAGUUGAAUCUGCUGCUCCUGUGGUCCCGCAAAAAUGUAGGAAAAUGUAGGAAAUGCUAAGUGUCGACCGACCAUCGACCGAGUGUCGACCAAUUACUGACCGACACAUCGAUCAAGUAUCGACCAACUAUCGACCAAGUAUCGGCAAAGUGUCGGCGAAAUGUCGGCGAAAUGUCGGCGAAGUGUCGGUGAACUAAAAGCUAUAUCGGCCGAGACACAUCUGGAACGACUAUCGGCCGUGUCUCGACCGAGUGUCGACCCACUAUCGACCGACUAUCGACCGCUAUAUCGACCGACUGUCGACCGAGUGUCGACCGACUAUCGACCGAGUGUCGACCAAGUAUCGACCGAGUGUCGACCUACUAUCGACCGAGUGUCGACCGCUAUAUCGACCGCUAUAUCGACCGAUAUCUCUCGGUCGACAUUACCCACAGUAAACAAGAUCCACCUCGAGCACCUAAAAGACAAAGCUGCCCAACUAGAUCACAAUUUCAAAGUACAAACAACAACCCUAGGGGGCCUUGCUGAUGAUCUGGAAAACAAUACUAAACUUCUAAAUCACGAUUUACAAAAACACGCUGACUUAAUUUCCAAAUUACAGAAUGAAAAUCAAGCACUUCAAAAGAAAAAUGCGAAAAUAUCGGAGGAUAACGCAACCAUGAGAAGAACACAGAACCAGCUUGAAGCGGAAAUCACCUUUCUUAAGGACCAAAUUAAAGCCCUCUGGGAAACAAUACAACUGCCGCCGGAAACAACUAAGACGUCGAGCCAGACCUCUGGUGAAGAAAUGGACGACAAAUUCAAUGAUAGCACAAAGAAUAAAGCUGCCAUUCCUACAUCAAACGACAACCAAUGGUCAGAAGAUGAGAUACUACUUGUUAAUCUUCCAACAUCAAACUCUUUCUCUCCCUUCAAGAUCUACCAGAAAACCCGCCAAGAAAAGAACCACAAAACAAACCUGUAGACACUAAUUCGCAGCACCCUCCUAAGUCUCCUGCUACCAACGACACCAAUAAUUCUAAUGAAGUGAUCUUUCUAUGUGAUUCAAAUGGAAAGUUUUUAGACAUGGAAAAAAUGUUUCCUUCAGACCAGGAAGUGAAGUAUGUUAGAACUCCACUGAUUGAACACGCUAGAUCGUACUUACAAAGUCAAAUCCACACUGCUCCCCGACUACUCAUAUUACACACAGGAACAAACGAUCUAGAAAGAACCAGUUCUCCUGAAGAUCUUAUUUCUAACAUCUAAAUAUUGAUUACAGAAGCCUCAACGAAAUUUCCUUCAAGCAAAAUAUUCUACUCAACACUUCUUCCCCGCAGCGACAUCCCGACACCAAUAAUAACUUCAAUAAACAAUCAGUUGAUCAGUAGCUGCUCAAGAUUACCCAAUGUGCAGUUAGUCAAACAUGACAACCUCUUUGAGAAUCAAUCAAAUAUUCUUUACGAUCAGAAACAUAUUCUUAAACGGUACGUAAAAUUUUUCGCCAAAAACCUUAAGGACACAAUUCGCGGUCGUGCCAGACCAAAACCUACAGUUCCUUCUAAUACAAUGCCAGCCCAAAGACAAAGAUCCUCACAAACUCAACCGACUUCUUCCCAAGGUCCCAAGCCACUAUUACAUCACACAUCAUACAGCAAUGCCGUAAAGAACACACCACCUCAAGUGCCUCGUUGGCCUCACCUUCUUCAAACUCAACCUCCGCCGUUACCAUUUGUCACACCACAACUUCCACAACGAAUACCUCCAACACCAUUGCAAAAUUCACUACAUCAUGAACCAAAUGCCUCAAAUAAAGCAUUCCAGCUUCCUAUGCAAACCCUGCCGGACCAGAUACUCCCAGCUCCGCCACCAACUAUAUCGCAUCAAUACUCCAAAACAUCGCAUCAAACGUUUCCACAGGCCGCUAAAAUGGAAACCGCAGGUGAAGAAACUCGCCCCUCCAACAAAUUAACGGAUUCAGCAAUGCCUCAGGAAAUCAUAUCCUUUCUUCGUUUUAUAAAAUCAUUUGUAUGAACAAUUUCAUCUUACCCUUGACACUGAAUUAAGUAUUAAUGAUAAACUUUAUACCAGUAUAAAGAGUAAUCCAUUUAUUAUUUUCUAUACAAUCACGGACACCGAAGAUAGUCCCGAUAUUUCAAGCACAUUGUCCUUUUGCGCUUGGAAUAUUAAUGGCCUUUCUUCGAAAUAUCUUGGAAAUAAGUUAGAUAAUGCUGAUUUUUUGAGUGUUAUUAAUAACUCCGAUUUUAUAUUGUUAACAGAAAUUGGCAACUGCUCUAAUCUGGAAAUUGCGGGAUACAAAUCUUUUUUUCAAUGUCCCACACCAAAUCAGUCGGGGAGAGGUGGGCGUAACUCCGGAGGAAUCGCUUUAUUUUAUAAGAACAAAUUCCACAAAAACAUUUCCAUCACUAAAACAACUCAGCAUUUUAUUUGGUUUAAAAUUGAGAAUCGUUUUCUAAAUUCAGUGAAGAAUAUUUACGUCUGUGGUGUCUAUAUACCCCCCUGUAACUCAAAAUACUUUGAUAACGAAAUUUUUGAUCAGCUAGAACAAGACAUAGUACGUUUUUCUUCGAAAGGAUCAAUAAUUCUCAUGGGUGACUUUAACUCGAGAACCGGGAAAUACUCUGAUACUGUCUCAAAGGAGGGAAACAGUAGAAUUAGUAAUGAUCAGUCGGAAUCUGCUUUCCAGCCAACUCAAAGAAACAGUUUUGAUAAUGUUUUAAAUAGCCAUGGGAAACGGCUGUUGGAAAUUUGUAAAACCUUUGACCUAAGAAUAGUUAAUGGCAGAGUUAAUGGAGAUACCCUAGGCAGACCCACUUUUCAUGGAAAAAACGGAACGAGCGUUAUUGAUUAUCUAAUAUGUGAUCAGUGUACAUUUCUCAACGUUGCAAAUUUUGUUGUUAAACAGCCAUCUUAUUUAUCGGAUCAUAGUGCCAUCGUGGCAUGGCUCAAUCUUAACACCAGGUUAAUUGGAGACGAAAUGCACACUCCCAAUAGUAGCAAUAGAUUAUCAAAAUUACCACGGCAAUUUUGCUGGGAAGUUGACUCACAUUUAAAAUUCAAAAACGCACUGCGCACGGAACCAAUCCAAAUUCUAAUUAGACAAUAUAUGGAGAGAAACACCGAAGAUGUGAAUAUCUCCUUAGAAAACGCUAUGAAAAUUCUAACUGAGAGCUCCAAGCUAUGCCUAAAAAUUAAAGCUAAGAAAACUUAUAAGCGUAUUAAGAAAUCAUCCAACAAGAAAUGGUUCGACUGUGAAUGUCGCUUAAAAAGGCAUGAAUUACGAAAAGUCUCAAAUGAAAAGCACCGUGACCCCCUCAACUCCGAAGUGCGGGAAAAAUAUCACAAAACCUUGAAUGAUUACAAAAAGCUCCUAGGCACAAAGAAAAGAGGAUUCCACAAAGAAAAAACAUUACAACUCGACGAACUAGCUUUAAAUCCUGACAAGGCGUCAUUUUGGAAUUGUUUAAAUUCGAUGAGCGACACUUUCAACGAAAAUGUUCCUGCCCCAAUCUCGGAAGAAUCAUGGCUUCACCAUUUCAAAUCUCUGCAUUCUAUUGACCCGACGAAUUCCACGCAUGAACAUGAAAUCCAUAGGGAACUAAAUUCUUUAGAACACGAAAAGGAACAGUUUAACGAUCUCGAUUAUGAGAUAACUGAGAGGGAAAUACGUCAAGCGGCGAAGAAAUUGAAAAAUAAGAAAUCACCAUUUGUUGACAAAAUACGAAAUGAAAUGAUCAAAGCAAGCCUCGAACCACUAAUGCCUGUCUAUGUCAAACUUUUUAACCUCAUUUUACAAUCCGGAAAAAUGCCAGAUGUUUGGUGUCAAGGCCUCAUAACCCCAAUUUACAAAUCUGGUGACAAGAGUGAUCCAACAAAUUACAGAGGCAUAUGUGUUUCUAGUUGCCUUGGAAAACUGUUCUGUUCUAUUUUAAAUCGAAGACUUCACUUGUAUUUUGAGGAAAAUAAGAUAUUACAUAAUUCCCAAAUUGGCUUUUUGCCUGAAAACCGCACUGCAGACCAUGUUUUCACUCUAAGGACCCUAAUAGAUAAAUAUGUGCAUUAUCACAAGGAAAAAAGUCUACGCUUGUUUCGUAGAUUUCCGCAAAGCGUUUGACUCUGUUUGGCACGAAGGAUUGUUUUAUAAGCUGCUAAAAACGAAUAUAGGAGGAAACUUGUACAACCUCAUGAAAAGUCUUUAUUGCAACUCGACAUGUUCCAUCAAAAUCGGUGAAAACAAAACACAGCCUUUUUCAUAUUCCAGAGGUGUACGUCAAGGCUGUAUUUUAAGCCCUCUUUUAUUUAACCUCUAUUUAAACAAUCUACCACUUUUUUUAUUCGAAAACACCUUAUCUGACCCAUUUGUUCUCCCAAAUGGGAAAAAAAAUAAAUUCACUUUUCUACGCAGAUGAUUUAGUUAUUCUAUCAAGAUCGAAAACUGGAUUACAGAACUGUUUAAAUGCGCUUUCUUUGUAUUGUGACAAAUGGAAGCUAAAAAUUAAUCCCAAGAAAACAAAAAUUAUGAUAUUCCAGAAACGCCCCAAAAAAUCUAUUGACAUCAAAUUCAACAUAGGCAGUGAGUCAAUUGAAAUUGUCCAAGAAUACACUUAUUUAGGUACACGUUUAACUCCAACGGGAAACUUUACACUUGCACUCGAACACUUAAAAGAAAAGGCCCUUCACGCGUUUUCUAGUAUUCGGAAGCGGACAAUUCUUAACAAACUUAAUCCUAAUACUGCAUCCCAAAUUUUUGACACCAUGGUAUUCCCAAUCUUGAGUUACAACAGCGAGGUAUGGGGAAUGUACACCAAGCAAGAUUUUAAAAAAUGGGAUAGCUCCCCAAUAGAAAAAAUUCACCUCAAAUUCUGUAAACGUUACUUAGAGGUUAACAAUAAGGCCUCUAACAUAGCCUGCAGAGCUGAACUUGAUAGACUGUCGCUGCUUAUCCCGAUAAAUCAGAAAAUUAUGAAAUAUUUUGUUUACCUCAACAACAAAGAUAAUGACUCUAUAGUCAAACAGUCUUUCCUUAUGUCAAAGAAUCUACAUUCUAUGAAUAAUUCCGGAUAUUUUUCCAAUGUCAUAAACAUGCUUGAACAAUACAAUCUAACCAGUUUAGAUGCUGAAUCUCUAGAUAAUGAUAAAAUUAGACGAUAUACCACAGAAAUGAGAGAGAAAUAUCUAUCUUUUUGGCGGCACAGCCUCGAAAAUUCAAAAAAACUAGAAUUUUAUAAAACUUUUAAAGAUGAAUAUUCUACAUCUGAUUAUCUCUACCAGCUAAGACAUUAUGACGAACGACAGAAUUUUGUUAAAUUUAAAAUAAGUAAUCACAAACUUAUGAUUGAACAUGGUCGAUACCAAAUCGAUCAUUUGCCAAGAGAAAAUAGAUUAUGUCCUUUAUGUAACUCAAAUCAGGUAGAAGAUGAGAUUCAUUUCCUCUUUCAAUGUAACAAAUACUCAGUACAGAGACAGGCAUUUAUUACUCAAAUCAAUCGAAUAAUACCUGACUUUGACAAGAAAUCAUCUCCGGAAAGCAUAAAACUGAUAAUGAAUUCGAAGGAACAUCAUGUAAAUAAGUUAGUUAUGAAGUUUGUCUCCUCCUGCAUGAAAAUACGUGAUUCAUUGUUAGUAAUGUAACCGAAUUUUUCUAGAUUGUUAUUAGUGCUGUUUUGUUUUUUUUAUUUUGAUUCUCAUAUACAUGCUUUUGCAAUACUGUACAGUGAUGCGGUCAUGCAAAUAAAGCAAUUUAUUACUAUUUAUUACUACUACUACUACUACUACUACUACUACUGCUACUGCUACUGCUACUGCUACUGCUACUGCUACUGCUACUGCUACUGCUACUGUUACUGCUACUGCUACUACUAAUAAUAAUAAAUAA
Porites lobata is the source of this 7696-nucleotide messenger RNA. Lineage: Eukaryota; Metazoa; Cnidaria; Anthozoa; Scleractinia; Poritidae. The record is from the annotation of a GenBank genome assembly.